GUGUGCCCGCCUCCGAUGAUGAUUGGCAGUCCUUUUGCGAGUUUUGUUUAUGCGUGUAAUCUCGCGAGAAGAGAAAGGGUGAAGUAUUUGGGUGAAGAUGGAGCUGUAUGACGAGUUACCGGAACCGCCGCAGCUUCCCGCCUCAGCUGGACCCUCUCCUGACACAAGAUCUCCAAAUGGCAACUCAAGUGGCAAACGCAAAGCAGAAACCAGUGACUUGGACACGUCUGAGGGCAAACACCAGGAAAAGAAAGUUUGUAAAGGAAUCUUGGUUUUAAAAGCUCAUGUAGCAGAGCGACGGGGAGAGCGGGAAGAGCUGCAGGAUGCUCAUACAAUAUGCUAUGACCUUAUCAAGGAAUACCAGCCUAUUCCAUCUGAUGUUUCACGGCUGUCAUACUUCGCUGUCUUUGAUGGUCAUGGUGGGAGCCGUGCAGCACGGUUUGCAUCUCAACAGCUACAUUCGAAUCUGGUGAAAAAACUGCCUCGAGGUGAGGGAAGCAGUGUGGACAAGGGAAUUAAGAAAUGUCUGAUCGAAGCAUUCAAGCAGACAGAUGAAGAGUUCCUGAAACAGGCAGCCAGCCAGAAGCCAGCAUGGAAGGAUGGCACCACUGCUAUUUGUGUAUUGGUUGCAGAUAACAUCUUGUAUAUUGCAAAUCUGGGGGACAGCAGGGCAAUAAUGUGUAGGAUGAAUGAGGAAACUCAGAGGCCCACUGUAUUAAGCUUGAGUAGAGAACAUAAUCCCACUCAGUAUGAAGAAAGGAUGAGGAUACAAAAAGCAGGGGGAAAUGUGAGAAAUGGCAGGGUUUUGGGUGUAUUGGAGGUUUCUCGCUCACUCGGAGAUGGACAGUUCAAACGAUGUGGUGUAAUCAACAACCCAGAUGUGAGAAGGUGUCCUCUUACUGACAAUGACAGGUUUGUUUUGCUGGCCUGUGAUGGUCUUUUUAAAGCUUUCUCAGCUGAAGAAGCUGUAAACUUCAUCUUAAGCCAAGUGCAGGAUGAAAGUGCCCAGGCAGAAGAGGAUCCUGGAGACAUGGAUACCCGCUAUGAAUCUGCCUGCCAUCGCCUUGCUAAUGAAGCAGUGCGGCGAGGUGCUGCCGACAAUGUAACCAUACUCAUUGUACAGAUUCAACAUUGAUACCCAUAGUAUGGGUAGCUGAGUGUUACAGAGAAAUUAAUUAUUGAUGCCACACAUCUACAUCUUCCAGUGUACUAUAACUAUGCCAGUCUGUUGUACAGCUAAGAUGUCAUAAAGUACAGUGCUUUAACCCUUUCAGAGGAUUGCCAAACAAGUACUGGAGAACUUUUUGUUGUUGCAUUCGGAUCAGGACAUGCUUGGUUUGAAAGCCUGUGAUAUAUGCUUUUAUGCAGGUAGAGGAUAUGGAGGCAAAUGUUUGUGGUUUGGAUGUGUGAUUGAUAAUUUUAUGUCAUUAUUUCAGUAAAAAAAAGUUUAAUUUUUUAA
Rana temporaria (common frog) is the source of this 1459-nucleotide messenger RNA. It is a transcript of the gene ILKAP, whose product is annotated as ILK associated serine/threonine phosphatase. The record is from RefSeq and is a predicted model, not a curated record. Gene Ontology annotation, biological process: protein dephosphorylation. The transcript is spliced from 10 exons. NCBI's taxonomy places the organism in Eukaryota, Metazoa, Chordata, Amphibia, Anura, Ranidae. Gene Ontology annotation, molecular function: protein serine/threonine phosphatase activity; cation binding. The coding region runs from base 98 to 1135 and encodes 345 amino acids.